AUGGACGAACUCGCAUUACCCUUCCCGUUUGAGGUUGCAGUCCCAAGAUACCCGCCGUCGCGCUCAAACCUGGCCGCAAACGCUGGCUCGAUUUCUACUGCCCUAGAUGGCACGUCAAGUUAUGCUGAUACUGGGAGUUUGUGGGAAGUCCCAGAUGACCAACAUGUCUUAGCACCAUCUGCUUAUCAAUGUAUUGAGCCGGCUGAAAAUACCAUUGAUGAAAAUGAUGGAUGCGCAGAGACAGGUAGAUUUGAACCCGAGUUAGAGGUCGUGCAAGAAGAAGACCCUGAGCCGGACCUUGAUCCAAUUUCCACCAUCGAUGAAGGUCCUCGAAGCUAUGAGAAUGCACUAUAUGGAAAUGAACAUGCACAGUUAGUCGAACCUAAACUCAAGGCAGUAGUUGAAAUCUACAAUGCCCCCCAAAGUCAUGAGGAUGUGCCACAGGAGGAUGAAAGAGCACACUGUAUCGAAUCUACAAAUCACAAUAACUAUCCAAAAGAGCUCUCGCCUCAACCGAUUGACCCAAUCAAACCCCCCGAACGACCCGAACGACCCCCGAAACGCGCGAAAAAGAGCCAAAAAAAGAAAGUAAAACGAGGAAAGACCACUUCUGCAGUUGUGAGGAAGACAGUAGAGUCUGAUGUCGAGGACGACGUCAUUUGGAUAGAUGAGAAGAAAUCUACUCCCGCUAUCAUAGACGAUACAGACGCGUCCGAGGAUAUUCUUAGCCUAAAGGAUACUGAUGAUAUAUUCAACACCGGUGCUACCGCCCAAAACAACAUUAAUCCCGUCACUGCGAUAGCUCCAAAAACAGAAGUACAACCUCCAAUAUUAAAAGAGACCGCUCAUAAGCCAGACCAGCCAGCCAACCCGGCACCAAAAAAGCGGGGAAGGAAACGGAAAAUGACAGGCCAGGAGGAUUUUUCAGCCAAGGAAACGUCACAGAAUGCAGAAGAGUCAAUGUCAAAUGCAGCCAUCGAGGGUGAACCUCAGAGUGCUCUUCCCACUUCGCCUCAGCCUUCGAUUAUACCUGAGCAAGACGCGGUGAAACAUCGAACGCCCGAACCUAACGUCGACUCUCAUAGUCUUCACACAGAUGCCAAAAGCCCUGGUGAUAAUGCUGGCGAAGAACCAAAACCUGCCAAACCUAUCGAGACCCCAAAGAAACAGGUUAGCAAAGGACCAGACAAACACAGUCCUAUCACCAUCACUACUAAGGUUGCCUAUCGUGUUGGGCUAAGCCGAAAAGCGAGAAUCGCACCUUUACUCAAAAUCGUCAGAAAAUGA
This is a messenger RNA of Arthroderma uncinatum, 1287 nucleotides long. RefSeq lists its product as uncharacterized. The record is from RefSeq and is a predicted model, not a curated record. NCBI's taxonomy places the organism in Eukaryota, Fungi, Ascomycota, Eurotiomycetes, Onygenales, Arthrodermataceae. The coding region runs from base 1 to 1287 and encodes 428 amino acids. The transcript has a single exon.